Orbicella faveolata is the source of this 2708-nucleotide messenger RNA. RefSeq names its product enoyl-CoA delta isomerase 3, peroxisomal-like. The record is from RefSeq and is a predicted model, not a curated record. Lineage: Eukaryota; Metazoa; Cnidaria; Anthozoa; Scleractinia; Merulinidae.
AAACUUCUAUCAUGUAACUAUAAACAGCUGCGGCUAAAUUUUGUUACAAUUAUUAAUGAGUUAAGUCUUGUUUUUUAUGGAUAUGGAAUUUCCGAGGGUUAGGGGGUGGCCAAGUAGAAAAAUCAUGGAAAUUCCAGGGGGUGGGGGGAAUACUGUGAAGCCCCCUGGAAUGGAAAAUCUUGAGGGGUGGGGGUCAACCUGGAAAAAAACCUCCGUGGGGGGGGGGUAUGGAUAUUUUCUGGAACCACACAUUUUUAUCAGGGAAAAGUCAAAGGAUACCUAUGGCAACCAUGAUUUCACCUGUGAGUGCUUUUGUUUCAGCAGCAGAGCCUGUGAUCACGAAGCUGCCAAGGAAAUGUUUACAGUUCUACAAGCUAAAUCACUCAUACAUUUAACUCCAGCCGCUACCCAGUCUAACAAGGGGGGGGGGGUAGCCAGGGGGUCCUGGGUGCCUGUGACCCCCCAUCUGUAAGCCUUUUUUUAAGCAAACAACCUCCAACAGUAAAUGCCCGGACAAUCUGGAAUAAAUGCCAGUUGUGUUACUCAUUUGGAAUCCAGCAAGCCUGAAUUGCGGCAACUAAGAAAAGUCACUGAUAUUGACAAGCGGAAGCUUAGAGGUCUAGCAAACAAGGAAAUGGUUGAUGAGAUCUUGAAAGUCAAAAGUAUGGCAAAUGAACUUAAAAAAUACCAAAGAGGACGUGGAAGAGGAAAGAAAAGAUCACAAAUCCAUGAAGCAUGUGAAGUGUUUGGUCAAGAAGCAAAAAGACUUCGUUCAAGUCCGCUCAAUGGACAGAUUAUUGAAAAAACUCUUCUCUCUGGACUUCCUUGCCAAAGUCCUAAAAGAGACACCAUCAAGAAAGGUGGCAAAAAGUCCCCAGGUCACAUAGGAAAGAAUGGUUUGACUCGGUCACUCAUAGCAGAGCUAGGUGAUGAUGAAGUAUCAAGAUUAACACGCACCACUCGUAUGCAUGGUGUCCUAGAUGAGUGUGUGUCUGUCCUUAAAGAAGGAAGUGUCUGGAAAAUCACUUUGUGUAGUGAAAAAAAGAAAAAUGCUUUGACUACUGAGAUGUGUGAUCAACUUGCUGGUUUUCUUCAUGAAGCAUCCAAAGAAGAACAUGUCAGUAUUGUUGUACUGACAGGAGCUGGGGACAGCUUCUGUAGUGGCCUGGAUUAUCAACAGUUGAUCAUGACACAUCAACGCCAGGAGGCCAAAAGGAUGGUGGAAAAAUUCAAACUUUUAGUUGAGAUGUUGAUCAGUUUCCCAAAAGUUCUGGUAGCAGCUGCAAACGGAAACACCUUGGGUUUUGGUACGGCCCUUCUGGCUUUGUGUGAUGUGGUGUAUGCUAAUAAUAAGGCAGUGUUUCAGACAUGUUUUACCAAGUGGGGUCAUCCACCAAUAGGAUGCUCAUCUACUGUUCUCUCAUCCUUACUCGGGAGAACUGGGGCUAUGUCAAUGCUGUUGUUGAACCACAAAAUGGCAGCCACAGAAGCAUGGGAGAAUGGACUUGUGAUGGAGGUUUUGAAACCUGGUAAUUUUAUGGAACAGGUUGACAGCAGGGUUAAAGCUAUGACUGCUAUGCCUAAUAAGGUACUGCAAGAUACAAAGUCCCUUAUCAAACAUCCAGAUCAGGAAACUCUUCGAGACACAAACUCUGAAGAAUGUAAAUUAUUUCUUAAAUACCUUGGAGAUGAUAAAGUGUUAGACACUCUAAAAGCAAACUGGCUUCCUGAUGUUGUUUCUCCAUAGUUAUAUCUAUAGUAAACCAUUCUGUUCCUCUUUUUCCACUUUGCGGUGUUUAAAAAUUUUAGAAUUUUGCCAGAAUGUUUUAAAACCUAACAUUUUUAAUUUAAAAAAAAAGUAGAUUUAGCCAGCAACUUGCAAAUUGAUGUUGCUGUAGUUGUAAAGUCUUAUUAAAUAAUGCUUACACAUAACAUUUUAUUUCACGAUGAUUACUGUGUGCUUUAUGUUCUAGAUUACUGGCUGACUUAUGUGUUUUUUUUUUUUGUUAAGACCUUUUGAAUGCUUAGAAUGAAUAGUCCUCUAUUGACAAUUUUUUUUGUGUGAGUGUUACAAAAGGGCUGUUGACUUGUCCGCUUAACAUCCAUUGUUUAAUAGUGAUUCUUGUGGCUGGCUACACAACGUUGGGACUUUGUAGUAUUUUACGUAGUAUGAACACCUUGAGACGUAGAAUAUCUAUCUUUUUAGAAAUACAUUUAGAAAGUAUCAGUGCAUUAUUUUGACACCUUUAAAUUUUACUUAAAAACUUACAGUAUUAUUUUAGCACAGUUAACUCCCCUGACUAACGUAACAGUGAUUGGGAAAUUGCUUAAUAUGCAAUAAAUGCUUUUAAACUAAAUUAAAAUUGUUUUUAAAAGUUUAUAGAGCAGUGUUGAAGAUUUUAGACGUGCCGGUUAUGCCAGUUCCUCUUUGAUUACAUCUUGCGAAAUUUAAUCACUCAUGACCCUUGUUGAACAAGUUUGACUUUGCAUUUCUGUCGAGUGAAUUUCAUCUGUUUAUUAUAUAGUCCUAUUUUAUAGUUUUAGGUAUGAGAUUUUUACUAUUGAAAACUUUAGACUACGUAUUUUCGAUUAAUUUGUUCGUCUGGGACUGAUUGUUUUAAUUUACACAGCGCAUACGCAAUUAUCAUUCUGUAAUUUCUGUUUAGAUAAGGUUUCUACAAGGUUCAAUAAAGAUAGAUUGAACAAUU